UAUCGCUUGCUCAAAAGGCGGCGGGCUCCGCGGCCAGCCCUAAGCAGAGCAGCCCGCCAGAGCUCCCGCCAUGGCCUCCGUUCCCGGCCAGCUGCUCCGCCUCCUGCUGCGCGCCCUCGGCGCCUUCUGGAGCACCCUGGCGCCUUUCUACUGGUGGCGCUGCGGGGCGCCCGUCCGGCCGAGGGUCCCGGAGGAGGGAGCCGCUCCCCGGCCGGUGCCCGUCAGCGUCAACUACCACUUCACCCGCCAGUGCAACUACAAGUGCGGGUUCUGCUUCCACACGGCCAAGACCUCCUUCGUGCUGCCCCUGGCCGACGCCCAGUGGGGGCUCGGCUUGCUCAAGCAGGCGGGUAUGGAGAAAAUAAACUUCUCAGGAGGGGAGCCGUUUCUUCACGAGAGAGGAGAGUUUGUGGGGAAGCUGGUCCAGUUUUGCAAACAGGAGUUAAAACUCCCAAGUGUCAGCAUUGUGAGCAAUGGAAGCAUGGUUACAGAAAAGUGGUUUAAACGUUACGGGGAAUACCUAGAUAUUCUGGCUGUUUCUUGCGACAGCUUCAGUGAGGAAGUCAAUGUUUUAAUUGGUCGUGGGCAAGGAAGGAAGAACCAUGUUAAAAAUCUCCAGAAGCUCAGGGGAUGGUGCCGUGAUUAUAGUGUGGCUUUUAAAAUAAACUCAGUGAUCAACAGCUUUAAUGUCGAAGAGGAUAUGAAUGAGCAUAUUCAGGCAUUAAAUCCUGUCCGCUGGAAGGUCUUUCAGUGCUUGCUCAUUGAAGGGGAAAAUACAGGGGAAGACGCUCUGAGAGAAGCAGAAAAAUUUGUCAUCAGUGAUGAAGAUUUUGAACUAUUCCUACGUCGUCAUAAAAAUGUUUCAUGCUUGGUGCCGGAAUCUAAUAAAAAAAUGAGAGAUUCCUACUUAAUUCUGGAUGAAUAUAUGCGUUUUCUAAACUGUAAAAAUGGCCGGAAGGAACCUUCCCGAUCUAUUCUGGAUGUAGGUGUAGAAAAUGCUAUACAGUUCAGCGGAUUUGAUGAGAAGAUGUUUUUCAAGCGAGGAGGAAAAUAUGUAUGGAGCAAAGCAGAUAUGAAACUUGAAUGGUGACCCAACAAAUUUAGAUGCUGCAGUAUUUUUCUACUCUGCAGAGAAGGAUACUUUCUAACAGAUUUUUCUCUGCAUUUUAACUACUUCCGUAUGCAGCAGUUGCUUGUGCGGAGAAAACAGCUGAUUUACGCUUGUCCAUAAAUGUGAAUUAGGAUUUUCCUUUCCCUGUGUAUUUAAAUAACAAGUUGCAGCAGGAGCUGCAGAUAAGGGAUGAUGUGAGAACAAGACCCUGCACAAAGAUCCAGAGAACAUGAGGAGAAGCACCAGCUAUCACCCCGUGCCUAAUUAUCACAGAGAAGAAUGUCAAAAUAUUUAAAUGGUAAUACCCAAUGCCAGCGAGGCAUAACUGUAUAACGAAGAACAGGAAGGGCAAUUUGUUGACAACCGUAUAAAUGUUCAGAUGCUUACUUGCAUGUGUAGGGCAAAUGGUCAUCAAUCCAAGACUUGAUGAGCAAAUAAAAGACAUACAUGGGCUGAUCCAAACUUUGCAAAGUCUUUAUGAGGACUUUGGGUCAGAUUUCUGCAAUGAGUUAUGUGCUGGAAACCUAGUUCCCAGAUGUAGCAUUGUAGCAACCCCAAUCUGGGUUGCAAAGAAAAUGGGUUUCCAUCUUCCCACCAGUUUCAUAUUCCUGACUGAAAAUGGUCCUGGGGAGCUGCUAUUUGCCCUGUUGAGGAAACUUGCACACAGUCAUUCUGCUAUGACCCAAAUUCAAAUCCAGCCCCCAUGUACCUAGAGUUAAAUUACCAUCUGGGAACUCCCAGCAUACAUCUGUAGAAUAUCCACAUAGGAUUCCAAGUCUGGAAGGAAACCUGCUGAAGCAAAACAACUACCAGAGAGAAGAAAUUGGGAGUGCCGGGGAGCGGGCAGGCCGAGGGAGGAUUCAGGCACAUCUGUCCUUUUCAUCCUACCCUAAUCUAUAGAGAUUUGGCGUGGCCACAUUUUAACAAAUAGGUCAUGCCACCUUAUUAGAGACUGAAUAAGUUAUGUUAUAAGGUUUCUUGUUCAUUUUUUUGUGCAAAAAUUCAAAGUUAUAUCUCACAAUUUGAUUUUUUUUUUAAAAAAAAUCUGUUACAGAAAUUUUAGGAAAAAAUUUAAAUGUGUAAAGUGCAAAAAUAGCAUACCGAUAGUGUAAAAUAUGUAAAAAUAGUGAUUUCAGUGUGUUUGAUGCUUAUUUAAGAUCCAUUGCCUUAGUAUUCAUCAAGAAGGAUUGAGUGUUUUAAAAUGUAUUCUUAUGUUGUUUUAAAUGUAUUUAAAAAUAGAAAUUUGGAAGUGAUGGGGGUUCAAAUGGCCCACUCAAGUGGAGGUGGGGGGGGCACAAUACAAAAGGAGGAAUCCCAGCAUCUAUCCUUAGUUGGAUGGAGGAUGAAAUGUCUCAAUAGAUGCUGCAAGUGUAUUUUUCCAGGAUGCAAAAUGAAGGGCUGAGCCUGAGCAGUCCUUUACAAGAAGCUGGAAUCCCAUCAGCCAACAGCAGGAGGAGACUGGGAUGUGGAAAUGGCCUGGGAGGAAGCCAAAAUGAGUGGCCCCUGUGGCUGUGUGCUUGACAUUGUGCUUAGUGUUUCUCUAAUGUGUUUUUAUUUUUUUAAUAAAAGAGGGGCUGUGGUCCUAUGUACGUUACGAGUAAGUCCCAUCAAGGGCCUAGGCCUUAUUUCUAAGUAAGGCCGAACAGGAUUGAUCAGACUGCAAGUUUUCAAAAAUACCUGUGAUACUGCAUUAUGAACAAAUGUGAAAAUGGCUAGAGAAAUAUAUGUAUAUUUAUAGCGUGACUAGAGAAUUAUAUAAUGAUUAUUAUUACAAAACUCUAUAUUUCUAAGUAUAAAAAUAAA
Eublepharis macularius is the source of this 2914-nucleotide messenger RNA. It is a transcript of the gene RSAD2, whose product is annotated as radical S-adenosyl methionine domain containing 2. The transcript is spliced from 6 exons. Gene Ontology annotation, biological process: positive regulation of immune response; defense response to virus. The record is from RefSeq and is a predicted model, not a curated record. Gene Ontology annotation, cellular component: mitochondrion; endoplasmic reticulum; lipid droplet. Bases 71 to 1090 code for a protein of 339 amino acids. NCBI's taxonomy places the organism in Eukaryota, Metazoa, Chordata, Lepidosauria, Squamata, Eublepharidae. Gene Ontology annotation, molecular function: catalytic activity; 4 iron, 4 sulfur cluster binding.